UCCACGCGGUCCUGGCCAUGCAGGGUCCCCCUGCGCCAGCCCCGGCCCCUGGGCCCGGCUCCCCUCGGGGCUCCCCGCGAGGCUCCCCCGGGCUCUUCAGGAAGCUCCUGGUGAACCAGAGCAUCCGCCUGCAGCGGCGCUUCACGGUGGCCCAUCCCCUGUGCUUUGACCUGGAAAAUGGGCUGUCGCGUGGAAGGACUGUCCUGGACCCUCAGUCCGGGCCUGGCCUUGGACGUGGGGCUCAGGCCCCGGCCCCCCACAGCCAGCGGCGAGAGUCUUUCCUGUACCGCUCGGACAGCGACUAUGAACUGUCACCUAAGGCCUUGUCCCGGAACUCCUCCGUGGCCAGCGACCUACAUGGAGAAGACAUGAUAGUGACGCCCUUUGCCCAGGUCCUCGCCAGCCUGAAGACAGUUCGCAGCAACGUGGCCGCCCUUGCCCAAGGCCAAGUCCAUGGUGCAGUCAAGCAGGCAUCUGUCGGGAACCCUCCACCCAGCAGCCAGCCCCCUCCACCUGCAGAAGACUCUGGGCAGAAGCUGGCCCUGGAGACCCUGGAGGAGCUGGACUGGUGUCUGGAUCAGCUAGAGACGCUGCAGACUCGGCACUCGGUCGGGGAGAUGGCCUCCAACAAGUUCAAGCGGAUGCUGAACCGGGAGCUCACCCAUCUGUCCGAAUCCAGCCGCUCUGGGAACCAGGUGUCCGAGUACAUCUCCAGAACCUUCCUGGACCAGCAGACGGAGGUCGAGCUGCCCAGGGCGGCCCCUGAGGAAUCCCAGAGGCCCAUGUCGGAGAUCAGUGGCCUCCGUGGGCUCCCCCACAGCGCCAGCCUCUCUGCAGCCACUGUCCCACGCUUUGGGGUCCAGACCGACGAGGAGGGGCAGCUGGCCAAGGAGCUGGAAGACACCAACAGGUGGGGCCUCGAUGUGUUCAAGGUGGCGGAGCUGAGCGGGAACAGGCCGCUGACGGCCAUCAUAUUCAGCAUCUUUCAGGAACGGGACCUGCUCAAGACCUUCCAGAUCCCGGCUGACACCCUGGCCACCUACCUGCUGACGCUGGAGGGUCACUACCACGCCGACGUGGCCUACCACAACAGCCUGCACGCCGCCGACGUGGCCCAGUCUGCGCAUGUGCUGCUGGCCACGCCUGCCCUGCAGGCGGUGUUCACAGACCUGGAAGUCCUGGCUGCCAUCUUUGCAAGUGCCAUCCACGACGUGGACCACCCCGGGGUCUCCAACCAGUUCCUCAUCAACACCAACUCGGAGCUGGCGCUGAUGUACAACGACGUCUCGGUGCUGGAGAACCACCACCUGGCCGUGGGCUUCAAGCUGCUACAGGAGGAGAACUGUGACAUCUUCCAGAACCUCAGCAAGCGCCAGCGGCAGAGCCUGCGCAAGAUGGUCAUCGACAUGGUGCUGGCCACAGAUAUGUCCAAACACAUGAAUCUCCUGGCGGACCUCAAGACCAUGGUAGAAACCAAAAAGGUGACAAGCCUCGGUGUCCUGCUCCUGGAUAACUACUCCGAUCGCAUCCAGGUCUUACAGAACCUCGUCCACUGUGCUGACCUCAGCAACCCCACCAAGCCGCUGCCCCUGUACCGCCAGUGGACGGACCGCAUCAUGGCGGAGUUCUUCCAGCAGGGUGACCGGGAGCGCGAGUCGGGCCUGGACAUCAGCCCCAUGUGCGACAAGCACACGGCCUCGGUGGAGAAGUCCCAGGUGGGCUUCAUCGACUACAUCGCCCACCCGCUGUGGGAGACCUGGGCUGACCUGGUCCACCCCGACGCACAGGACCUGCUGGACACGCUGGAGGACAACCGGGAGUGGUACCAGAGCAAGAUCCCCCGCAGCCCCGUGGACACCGCGGUCAGCUCGGAGCGGGGGCCCCCCGACAGGUUCCAGUUCCAGCUGGCCCUGGAGGAAGCAGAGGAGGAGGAGGAGGAGGAGGAGGAGGAAGCCCUGGAGAGGGAGCCCUUGGGGUCACCUGACACUUAGCUCCAGUACCCAAGGCCCUGGGGGCCCUGCCCCUGGACAACCAGGAGAUUCCAGGCAGGCCCUGCGUGGAACCCGGGGCCAAGCAAUGACCAAGCCCUUUGGCACCCGACAGCCCUCGUGGGUGAACUUUCCAGAAGGAGGCUGCAGGGGGCCCUUGCUUCACGUUCCCACCUGCUGAGUCAGACAACCAACUUUUUAGUGAUAGGUAGGUCUCAGGGUCCAAUGGAGGCUGGGGUCCACUCUGACCUCAGGUUCAGCUGAAAUGGCUCUACGGGGCUGGACGGGGGCAGCUUCUUACAGCACCCUUGGGCUCUCCCUCUGGACCUCUAUCCCUAGUAUGGAAAAGGGGGUCUGCCAGGCCCUUGUCCACCUUCUGCAGUCGUCAUUCUUGAACCACAUCUAUCACUGAAUUCUUUCUUUCUUUCCAUGUAUUUAUUGAGCAGCUACUAUGUGUCAGGCCUGUGCCUGCUCUGUGCUUCUGGGGUAGCCCUGCACAAGGUAGGGAGGGAGUCAGCACCCCACAGGGGCCACAGGGGCCUCCCCACCCUCCUCUGCCAGGCGGCUCACGGCAGGAGAAUGUGUACUUGAAGUGUUGGUGGGGGCGGGGCGCGAUUCUCAGGGCCAAAGCUUCAUGGAGACCCGAUUCUGGCCCUGGAGCUGUGGUGGAGGCUUAGGAAAAGGGAGGCUCUUGUUGGGGACCGUGUCUGAAGGCUGAUUUAAGCUGCACAGCACUUGUUGAAAUGGUUGCUGUUUUGUUUUGGUUUUUUCUUUUCCUGUUGCUGGGGAUGGACUGCAGGGCCUUGCACGUGCCAGGCAGGCGCUCCACCACCCAGCUCCUCCCCGCCCCUCGGCCUCUGCCUUCUCUGACUCCCUGCCUCCGGGUGUAAGGGUCUCCUGCUCCCUCUAUUUCCCUACGCUGGGUCUCCCCCCAACCCAUGGUCUCCUUCUUGACAACAGAACUGCAUUCCACCCCGUACAGCUGGCCUCUGUGUCUCCUGAUCCUCUGUCCCCAGAGGGAGGGAGCCCUGAGCUGCUUUCUUGCAGUCCUUAGCUCCUUCUGGGCCCCUGCUCAAGGUCGGCUGAGGAUGUGGUGUCCGUGACAUCCCUAAAAGAUCUCCGACACGGGCAGCAGUGAGCAUCUCUCUGGGGCUCAGUAAACCCUCCAGACUUUAAGACACCCUAAUUUACAAAACUAAGUGUCCUAUCCAGGUGUGGUGGCCCGCGCCUGUAGUCCCAGGGACUCAGAAGGCUGAGGCACAAGAGUUGUGAGGCCAGACUGGGUCAUUAGAGAGAUCCUGGGACGAGGUAGAAAAAUAGAAAGGUCUGGGGGUGCAGCUCAGUGGUAGAGCACCCCUGGGUUCCAUCCCUA
Messenger RNA from Urocitellus parryii (Arctic ground squirrel), 3360 nucleotides. It is a transcript of the gene Pde4c, whose product is annotated as phosphodiesterase 4C. Gene Ontology annotation, biological process: signal transduction. NCBI's taxonomy places the organism in Eukaryota, Metazoa, Chordata, Mammalia, Rodentia, Sciuridae. Gene Ontology annotation, molecular function: 3',5'-cyclic-nucleotide phosphodiesterase activity. The record is from RefSeq and is a predicted model, not a curated record.